CAAUUCAGCUCGUACUUUGGAACGAUUGAUCAGCUCUGACACUUGCACAAUCUACUAACAAAGGUCAUGCAGCACCUGAACACCAUCAUGGCAGAAUCACCGGGCCUCAUCACUGUCUUCCUUUUGGGAUAUCUACUCAGUGCUGAAUGUGCAGUUUUUCUUGAUCGUGAAAAUGCCACCAAAAUUCUAAUCCGUCCAAAAAGAUAUAAUUCAGGGAAACUGGAAGAGUUUGUUCGAGGAAACCUUGAGAGAGAAUGUAUAGAAGAAAGGUGUAGUUUUGAAGAAGCACGAGAAGUUUUUGAAAACACUGAAAAAACUACUGAAUUUUGGAAGCAGUAUGUUGAUGGAGAUCAGUGUGAGUCAAAUCCUUGUUUAAAUGGUGGAAAAUGCAAGGAUGAUAUUAAUUCCUAUGAAUGUUGGUGCCAAGUUGGAUUUGAAGGAAGGAACUGUGAAUUAGAUGCAACAUGUAACAUUAAAAAUGGCAAGUGCAAGCAGUUUUGUAAAAAUGGUGCUGAUAACAAGGUAAUUUGUUCCUGCACUGAUGGAUACCAACUUGCAGAAGACCAGAAGUCCUGUGAACCAGCAGUUCCAUUUCCAUGUGGAAGAGUUUCUGUUUCAUACAGUUCUAAGAAGCUCACCCGUGCAGAGACUAUUUUUUCUGACAUGGGCUAUGAAAAUUCUACUGAAGCUGAAUUCAUUCUGGAUGACAUCACUGACGGCACCAUUCUGGAUAACGUCACCGAAAACAGUGAAUCACUGAAUGACUUCACUCGAGUUGUUGGUGGAGAAAAUGCCAAACCAGGUCAAAUCCCUUGGCAGGUCAUUUUAAAUGGUGAAAUUGAGGCAUUCUGUGGCGGUGCCAUCAUUAAUGAAAAAUGGGUUGUAACUGCUGCCCACUGUCUCAGACCUGGUGAUAAAAUUGAGGUUGUUGCAGGUGAAUAUAACAUUGAUGAAAAGGAAGACACCGAGCAAAGGCGAAAUGUGAUUCGAACUAUUCCUCAUCACCACUACAACGCAAGCAUUAAUAAGUACAGCCAUGACAUUGCCUUGCUAGAGCUGGAUAAACCUUUAAUACUAAAUAGCUACGUAACCCCUAUCUGUGUUGCCAAUAGGGAAUAUACAAACAUCUUCCUCAAGUUUGGGUCUGGCUAUGUAAGUGGCUGGGGGAAAGUCUUCAACAAAGGUAGACAGGCUUCAAUUCUUCAAUACCUUAGAGUUCCACUGGUUGACCGAGCCACGUGCCUUCGGUCCACAACAUUCAGCAUCUAUAACAACAUGUUCUGUGCUGGUUACCGUGAGGGAGGCAAAGAUUCUUGUGAAGGAGAUAGUGGGGGACCCCAUGUUACUGAGGUGGAAGGAACCAGUUUCUUAACUGGCAUUAUUAGCUGGGGUGAAGAGUGUGCAAUGAAAGGCAAAUAUGGAAUAUAUACUAAGGUUUCCCGGUACGUCAACUGGAUUAAGGAAAAAACAAAGCUAACUUAAUGAAAAAAAAACAACUAUUUUUGAAGGCUAUUCACUAGGAUUGAAAAUGGACCAAGCUCUUUACUAACUAGUCAUUUUCCACCUCUUGUUAAAUUUGAAUAUAUAAGUUCUAUAAAUACUGAUUUUUCUCUGUGCAGAUGAGGAUCCCAUCUAGGAUCUAUAUUGUACUAGAUCAAGUAGGUUAGCAGAUAUAAUCGCUAGAGAAUGAGUUUGGUAAGAGAUUUUACUGUUUCCAUAAGUGCAGCCCUUGGCAAAAUUAGAAAGGAAAGUUUUCCAUGGUGCCCAUCAGGAAGGAUGGUCCUCGACUGCAGUGACUUACCUGGUUCUCCCUUCUUAGCUGUAACCCAUGUCAUAGAUCUUCCUUGCCUCUCUCAAGUUUAUUGGGUUUCUACCAGAAUCUUUAGCCCAUUUAAGGCCAGAGGCACACAGGAGCCACUGAUAGGUUAAAACUCAUCAAAAUCAUUACUUCCUCUCCUGUUUUUUUUUUCCUGAAUCCUGUAUCUUUUCAAACUGUCAAUCCCUAAAUCAGUGUUCCCUGACUCACUCCCACUCUCCCUAGCCAUGGAGGGGGAAGAGGACUCUUUUUAAAUGCCAUAUAUAUAUAUAUAUACACACACACACACACACACACACACACACACACACACACACACACACACAGCAAACCCAUAUUCGCUUUCAGUUUUAUCUCAAACUUACUUUGGAUAACAUGGGAUAAGGUGUACUACCUACAAUCAUAAGGGGAAUUCCCCCUUCAAUGCACCACCCAGGAUAGUUCCCUAAGAAUGUGUAAUCGGUGAUCAUGGAGGCCUGACAUUGAUCAAAAUGCAUUGCCUCCUGUCUGAAAGAAAUCAUGGUAAUAGAAAGUUAAUGAUGAGCCAGACAGAGUAGUGAAUGCCUUUGAUCCCAGCACUUAGGAGGCAGAGGCAGGUGAAUCUCUGAGUUUGAGGCCAGCCUAGUCUAUAGAGUUAGUUCUAGGACAUCCAGGGCUACAUAGAGAAGCCCUGUCUUGAAGAAAAAGAAUAAGAAAGAAAAAGAAAAAAAGUAAAUGAUUAAUUUAGCCAUGUAAGUUCACUGUGUAUAGUAGCAUAUUGGUAAACGUUUAAGCAAGGGCUCUUAAAAACAACUCAGAACCUUAUGUGUAGCAACUACUCAUCUCUAUGGUAUAAUCUUGGUAGAUUUCAAGCUAUUAACAUGAAAUUACUGAACAAGGGAGUUGAUAAAACAUACAAAAUUGAUCUAAAACAAUGCUUUAGUCAGUUUUAACCUAGAACUAGCUGAGUUCUCAAGGAAUGUUUUAACAGCGUGUGUUCAGCCUUCUCCAGUGCCAAUCAACAAGACAACUUGCCUAAACAAGACAACCAACAUAAGUGGGCUCAAGGACAGAGUCAUUGCAAAUGGCCAACUGAAUUGCCCAUUUCUGGUUUUCAGCUCACCAAUGAGCUUUGUUAUUAUAAUUAAUCUUGCUAUAUUAAGUUUUUUAGAGGGUAACUGACCAUCCAACACGUUUUUUUCAUCUGGGACUUAAUGAACUUGUAUUUUAAUUCAUAUCAUGGAUCUCUGUAUAAACUUGUCUGAUAUUGAGCACUCAAUGAUGCAUAAAGGGGAAAAAUGACAAAAGCAUGAUUUGAACCCCUUGGCACUGUCACCUGCCCCCAUCAAACAAACCCUACUUCACUACUGCUGAUUUUACUAAAGUGCCACUACUUACUCUUUUUUGUCUUGUAAAAAGUAUCAAUAAACAUCUUUCCAAAUUUC
Peromyscus maniculatus bairdii (prairie deer mouse) is the source of this 3240-nucleotide messenger RNA. It is a transcript of the gene F9, whose product is annotated as coagulation factor IX. Gene Ontology annotation, molecular function: serine-type endopeptidase activity; calcium ion binding. Gene Ontology annotation, cellular component: extracellular region. The record is from RefSeq and is a predicted model, not a curated record. Gene Ontology annotation, biological process: zymogen activation; blood coagulation. Lineage: Eukaryota; Metazoa; Chordata; Mammalia; Rodentia; Cricetidae.